GACCCUGGCCGCCCCGCGCGGACACUGGAGCAAAAUGAUGCUUCAACACCCAGGCCAGGUCUCUGCCUCAGAAGUCAGCGCCUCGGCUGUGGUGCCCUGCCUGUCCCCUCCUGGCUCGCUCGUGUUUGAGGAUUUCGCUAACCUGACCCCUUUUGUCAAGGAAGAGCUGAGGUUCGCCAUCCAGAACAAGCACCUGUGCCAGCAGAUGUCCUCGGCGCUGGAGUCGGUCACGGUCAGCAGCAGACCCCUCGAGAUGGCGGUCACCAAAGCCGAGGUCGCCCCUGAAGAAGAUGAGAGGAAAAAGAGGCGACGGGAAAGAAAUAAGAUUGCAGCCGCCAAGUGCCGGAACAAGAAGAAGGAGAAGACGGAGUGUCUGCAGAAGGAGUCAGAGAAGCUGGAGAGCGUGAAUGCAGAGCUGAAGGCUCAAAUUGAGGAACUCAAGAAUGAGAAGCAGCGCCUGAUCUACAUGCUCAACCUGCACAGGCCCACGUGCAUCGUCCGGGCGCAGAACGGGCGGACUCCGGAGGACGAGCGGAAUCUUUUCAUCCAACAGAUAAAAGAAGGGACAUUGCAGAGCUAAGCACAGGGUGCGGGGGCCAAGGGGGAGUCCUCAUCGAACCCUCCUUUUCCAUCCAACAUCCUGAAGCCAUUGGAGAUCUGACUUCCUGUGCGCCUCUCAAAUCCCAGCAGCAAGGCCUGUCGAGGUGGGGCCCUCGGUGACUCGGGGGCCUCCACUCUGCCCCAGAGUGGACUUGCGGCCAGGGACAGGGUCCCUCUGCCCUCCACGCCAGGAUUUAGGCCUGACAUAGUGGCCAUUCUUGGACCCCCCAGAUGGCCCCUUGGUAGGGUCCUGCCCACUUCUCAUCCGGAUUCUACCAAAACCAGGACCCCUACCCCUGGAUUCAUGCAGCAGUGUCUGUGCCUUGGGUGGAUGGCAAGGACCACCUCUGCAGCAGCUGCCGCUGUCACAGACAAGGUCGUGGAGUGAGAAUGGCACGUAGGAGGCCGAGCAGGCCAGGCUGAGCUUCCUCGCGUAUGCGCCAUGAGUGGGAGUGGACGUGGUGCAGAACAUGGCUCCAGCCGCCUCGUGCUCCUCUCUCGUCUGUGUGCACAUCCCGGUGUGACUUCUUCCUGACUUCCUCAGUCCUGGUUUCUGAGUGUGCGAGACGCCCUCUCCCUGAGGGUGCAGUGUCUGACAGGUGGCCGGAAGAGCUGGCCAGCCCCGGCGUCCUGCAGACUACCCAGACAUCAGUCACACUCAUGGGCAGAUGGCGACCCUCGGUGACAAGCUCAGCAGUGGCUUCCCAGGAAGCAAGUCCUGCUCCAGGGGCUUGGGACUCUCGCUCCACCUCCAGGUCGGGGUUCUCGCUGGGCUGGAAGAGCCGAAAAACCUCCCAUAUUUCUUUCCUUGCCGUCAAAAGCCACCUCCAAGGGCGCUUGAGGCCCGGUGAUGCCCAGGCUUUAGCAUUAUUGGAUGUGAAUGGCAUUGUUUUUGUCACGCAGGUGUUGGUGGCCACUGGCCUGGAGGUCACUUGCUAUGGCCGCAGAACUCUGGGCCUCAAUUCUGACAUUUCUGUGAAAUACUCAGAGUGUUUAUUCCUAUUCAGUAGUAUUGCUACAGUUUACUGUAAGAGAAGAUAUUACUUAUUUAUCCUUGUACUCCUAACCUGUCAAGAUAAUAAACAUUGGACCCAGG
Messenger RNA from Talpa occidentalis (Iberian mole), 1696 nucleotides. RefSeq names its product activating transcription factor 3 (gene ATF3). Gene Ontology annotation, cellular component: nucleus. Lineage: Eukaryota; Metazoa; Chordata; Mammalia; Eulipotyphla; Talpidae. The transcript is spliced from 4 exons. Gene Ontology annotation, biological process: regulation of transcription by RNA polymerase II. The record is from RefSeq and is a predicted model, not a curated record. The coding region runs from base 35 to 580 and encodes 181 amino acids. Gene Ontology annotation, molecular function: DNA-binding transcription factor activity, RNA polymerase II-specific; RNA polymerase II cis-regulatory region sequence-specific DNA binding.